Molecule: messenger RNA, 1554 nt
Organism: Microthlaspi erraticum
Lineage: Eukaryota; Viridiplantae; Streptophyta; Magnoliopsida; Brassicales; Brassicaceae
Source: the annotation of a GenBank genome assembly
AUGGUCGUGAUGGCUCGCUGUCCGUUGAUUCCAUCUAUUAACCCAGCUCACAGCUUCCGGUAUCAGUUUCCACAGUCCAAUGCGUCAUUUCACCCAUCUUCCAAUUUACCCAAUUUUCCGCGUGUUCGGAGAUUGGAAUUUUCCGGGAGGAAUCGCCGUCGUGGGGUCAUUAUGGCCGCCGGAAAAGAUCACUACUCCACAUUGAAUGUCAGCCGCAACGCCACCUUGCAGGAUAUCAAGAGCGCGUACCGAAAACUCGCUCGCAAGUAUCACCCGGAUAUGAAUAAGAACCCAGGUGCUGAAGAUAAGUUCAAAGAGAUUAGUGCUGCUUACGAGGUAUUAUCUGAUGAGGAGAAGAGAUCCGUGUAUGAUCGCUACGGCGAGGCAGGUUUAGAAGGUGAUUUUAAUAGAUCACAGGAUGCUACAGAAGGGAUGGAUCCAUUUGAUUUGUACAGUGCAUUCUUUGGAGGUUCUGAUGGAAAUGGAAUCUUUGGGGGAAUGGGAGAAUCAGGAGGGAUGGGUUUUGAUUUCAUGAAUAAGAGAAGCCUAGACCUUGACAUUCGGUAUGAUCUGCGGUUGAGCUUUGAAGAGUCGGUUUUUGGAGUAAAACGGGAAAUUGAGGUUUCGUAUUUGGAGACGUGUGAUGGUUGUGGAGGAACAGGUGCUAAAUCCAGUAAGGACGUUAAACAGUGUAGCAAUUGUGGUGGUAAAGGACGUGUGAUGGACACUCAGAGAACACCCUUUGGAAUCAUGUCUCAGGUUUCCACUUGCUCCAAAUGUGGUGGUGAUGGCAAAAUCGUUACUGAGAAGUGUCGAAAGUGCACUGGCAACGGGAGACUACGGUCUAGGAAAAUAAUGGAUGUUCUUGUUCCUCCUGGUGUCAGCGACAGAGCCACAAUGCGGAUGAAAGGAGAAGGUAACGUGGACAAGAGAAGUGGACGAGCUGGAGACCUGUUCAUCGUGCUUCAAGUUGAUGAGAAGCGAGGAAUUAAGAGGGAAGGGCUUAAUCUAUACUCCAAUAUCAACAUCGACUUCACCGAUGCAAUACUUGGGACAGUCACAAAGGUAGAAACAGUUGAGGGAACAAUGGAUCUUCGGAUUCCGCCAGGAACUCAGCCAGGCGACACUGUGAAACUUUAUCGAAAAGGAGUUCCUGACACGGAUAGACCUUCGAUUCGUGGUGAUCAUUGCUUUGUAGUGAAGGUUUCGAUCCCCAAAAGUCUAAGCGAGAGGGAGCGCAAAUUGGUAGAGGAAUUGUCAUCACUUAGAAGAUCUAGUAGCAGUACUGAAACUCGUCAAAAGGAGCAUAGAUUUGGCUCGGAGCCCAGAAAAGAGCCGUCUUUGUGGCAUAAAAUGAAAAGUUUCAUAAGACCAGAAAAUUCAAGAACAACGUUUGGGACGAUGAGCUUGAACUCAUCAUUGCCACAAGGAAGAAUGAAAGAGGCAGGGACUUGUUCAAUUGUUCUCUCGGUCUUGGCUCUGUGCAUUAUAACUUCGGCGGUUGCUUUGGUUCAGAAGAAAGGUAAUCGCUUGAAACAAAAGAAAGAGCCUUGA